CUCCGGUUGGCGGAUUGGCUAGCGUCUCGAUGGCGGACGGUAUGGGGUGCCUAGCGUCGCGACGCUUCCGCGCUUUUCGGCGCCCUCCGACGCCUCGCGGACCUUCUCGCGGAUGCGAGUGACUCCCCGAGGAUGGAACAACUCACCCAGUUUGUCUCGAAAAGCUUCGAUACCGCUACCGUCAACGCGAACGACAACGGUAACGGAAACGGUAUUAUUAUUAAUAAUUCCGGCAACGGAAAUCCAAACGGAAAGGUGCAACGGAUCGUCAAUCAGGAGAUUAACAACGAGUCAACGGGGAUUAAUUGGGAUAUUCAUGGUUCAUCCUUAAAAAGACGUGUCUGCAGGGACGCCUGUGACGCUGCGGCCGCAGCAAUCACGCUUAGCGUUGCUCAUCUUCUUGGUUCCACGGAAAGUGCGACGACUUGCAAUGGAGAUACCAGGUCGCGAGAGUCUCUGGAUGAGGUUUGCCACGGUGAAGCAGCCCCAGAAGACGAGCCACCGUCGCCAGAUGGUAGAUUACAACCUGAGGAUCUCUCCGUCGGAACGAAGCUGAGGGAGAAACCAGAGAGUGCACGUACAAGUGGUCCUCCGAAGACUCCCGAGCUUAAACUCUCAGUGAGAAAACUACUCGGCUGUAGUCCUUCUCCGCCACCUCUUCGACCUUCGCCAUCACCCUCGCCGUCCUCAGCGUCGACGUCCGAUCGUUGUCAAAGUCCCACAGACGGAAUCAUCUGCGGAACUGAUCUGUCGAGGUCGUCUGCGGAACAAACGACACCACAUCGACAGCAUCACGUACCGCGAGGAUCAAACCACCAAACCCAACCGCAGGAUGAUACGGCUAAGGGCGCGGUUUCUACCGGUUUGGGGCAACAGAUAAGAAGCGGAAGCAGUUCCGUCGGUGGAGGAAUCGGGACUGCCGCUGGUGGCGGAAAGCAGAGGAGAUCCAGGACAAAUUUCACUUUAGAACAGCUAGCGGAGCUCGAAAGACUCUUCGACGAAACUCACUACCCCGACGCCUUCAUGAGGGAGGAACUCAGCCAAAGACUUGGUCUGAGCGAAGCUCGCGUCCAAGUUUGGUUCCAAAAUCGACGCGCCAAGUGCCGUAAACACGAAAGCCAACUGCACAAAGGUGUAGCGGGAGGUUUAGUCUUGGCGCCAAGGAGUCCUCCGACGUCCUUAGAGCCUUGCAGGGUGGCUCCGUACCUACCCGCGCUGAGAUUACAUCCACCAUCUCCGCAAGGUGUGUCAGCUUCGACGACCUCGGCAACAGGAUCGGUAGCAGGUUCGGCUUUUGAUCCCGCGGUUCUCCAUUAUGCGGCAGGAGGAUUAUUUUGCCUUCCACCACCUCCACCUCCGCCACCGCAUUCCCAUCACCAACACCAUCAUCAUCAGCACCAGCACCACCAUCAUUCCGCGCAUCCUUUAGGCCUCGCUGCUUCUCUCGCCGCAGCUGCUGCAGCAAGGUCUAAAAACAGCAGCAUCGCUGACCUUAGACUGAAGGCUAGAAGGCAUCAGGAAGCGCUCGGGUUGGACAGGCCGGCGUAAUUUUAAGUAAUUUUUGUUAUUGCCUACCAGAUGUACGGGUUCGUUAACCAUACGGAUUUCGGUGAACUGUAGACUAAGUUUUGCCAUAGAUUCGAAAUUAGACUGAUUGGGUUGAAUAUGAUCACCGAAUGACCCGGGUUUUCGUUUCUCAUUCCCAUUAUACCUACAUUAUACUAUACCAUUGAUGCAGCUACUCUCUUCUUAAUUCUACUUCGGGUAUUUUCAUGUUUCAUAAUAGUCUAAUUAUACUGGUCAAUAAUUAAUAAUCACUGUAUAAUGUAAGUAUCAUAAUUAUGUACGUAAUAUUAUACAUCAUCCUCGGAGGGGAAAUAUAAUUGCGCAACCGAUAUAGUAAUCACAUAAUAAUCAUGACUAUUCCAUCGAUAUUUGAUUAUGGCCGAUCCUGCGGUGCAUAUGUAUAAUAAUUCAUACAAUACCAUGCUGCCGCAUAGGUCACUGUCUGUACAACAACGAAUAACUAUAAAUAUCACGACCACAACAUGCCACAGUUUGAACAAAUUCAAUUUUCAAUCACGUUCUGCGUUGACUUUGAGAAUAUUAUAUAUAUCUAUGAUAUUAUCAAAAAUUUUCAAUUUUCUCAGCCAGCUACAAUACCUAACUUUGAGAGCAGUUGAACUAUAAUAUCUUGGGCGCGAGAAUUGAGACGAUUAAAAUCAUUCGAUUCGCCACAUCGGAGGGGGAAUAUUUUCAACCAUAAGAAAAAAAUAAACUGUUCCAUCUGUGUAUAUUUUGAGAUUAUAUUUUGCCUGCCGCAAAUAUCGCUGCGAUCGUAUAAUAACUUUAACACAAAUGCGAGAUCAACUGCACGGGGAUGACGGUCGCAACUUCCAGAGAACUAGCAAGACAUUAUUCUUGGGGGAUGAUUCACAGCCGGCCCAACUUGGCUCGGACGAACGACUGUAGCAUGGAUACGCCAGCAUGGAAUCGGGGCGAAGAUGAGGCGACUGGACCGAGUGAGCUUUCGGAUAUAGCGAAGCGCUAAUGCAAUAACUGCCCGACGCCGCGGCAGUAGGAUAAAUCAAGGAGAGAGGAGAGAAUGGCACCCGCUUGCCGACCUCCUCGUCGUCCGGUUGACUACGGGGAUGUUCGUAAUCGUGUUACCAUCCCCCCGUGACCCGCCUGAACUUUGGUCAUCGUUUACACCGCGAAUAUCACCCGAUCGAAAAGUGCGACGUUCGAAAUUUUACACUCGAAAUGUGCAACUCCGACAGUUGUAAAAAAAUAAGAACAAUUACGCUUGGGUAUGUUAAUUCUACGCGAUGAUUCGCGAAUUCAAUGUAUCUCUUUCGUUCUUUUUUCUCUGCAGUGGGUUCGGAAAGGAUGAAUAAAUCUGCUGCACAAAAAAGGAAAUGAAGAACAAAAAAAAAAAAAAUCUACGGCGAUGAGAUUGUGAGAUCUGGGGGAGCUAUGAAUGUAUACAUAACUAUCUAUGUAUAUACGAUGUAUAUACUCAACUUAUAUACUUGCAACCGACACACGGCAUCUAUACGGUGCGAUUCCCCCGGGUGAAAUAAAGCAAAGUA
Molecule: messenger RNA, 3092 nt
Organism: Athalia rosae (coleseed sawfly)
Lineage: Eukaryota; Metazoa; Arthropoda; Insecta; Hymenoptera; Athaliidae
Product: retinal homeobox protein Rx-B-like
Exons: 4
Coding region: 133-1548 (471 amino acids)
Biological process (GO): regulation of transcription by RNA polymerase II
Cellular component (GO): nucleus
Molecular function (GO): sequence-specific double-stranded DNA binding; DNA-binding transcription factor activity, RNA polymerase II-specific
Source: RefSeq, a predicted model, not a curated record